Arachis duranensis is the source of this 2128-nucleotide messenger RNA. Its product is annotated as histone deacetylase 19. Gene Ontology annotation, molecular function: histone deacetylase activity. The record is from RefSeq and is a predicted model, not a curated record. Lineage: Eukaryota; Viridiplantae; Streptophyta; Magnoliopsida; Fabales; Fabaceae. Bases 193 to 1752 code for a protein of 519 amino acids. The transcript has 8 exons.
GUAUUUCUUGGGGUUUCUCUCAUUUUAAAGACUGACGAGGCGAGCAGCGAGCAGGACAGCAGCUCCUAACAAACAAAGCAGCGAAAGUGAAGAGGAACAAGAGAGUCCGGAUUCAGUGCCACCAAAGUGAAGAGGAAGAAGAAGAAGAAGAAGAUCCUCUUUUCACUGGAAAAUAAAAAAUAAAUAACUGCCAUGGAUGCUGGUGGCGGCAACUCGUUGCCAUCUGCACCGGACGGGGUGAAGCGAAAAGUGUGUUAUUUCUAUGAUCCAGAGGUUGGGAAUUACUAUUAUGGCCAAGGUCACCCUAUGAAGCCGCAUCGAAUUCGGAUGACACAUGCUCUUCUUGCCCACUAUGGACUGCUUCAGCAUAUGCAGGUCCUCAAGCCGUUCCCUGCUAGGGACAGGGACCUUUGCCGCUUCCAUGCCGACGAUUAUGUUGCAUUCCUUCGAAGCAUAACCCCUGAAACGCAGCAGGACCAUCUGAGGCAACUCAAGCGCUUUAAUGUCGGCGAAGAUUGCCCCGUCUUUGAUGGACUGUACUCGUUUUGUCAAACAUAUGCUGGAGGCUCGGUUGGUGGUGCUGUCAAGCUGAACCAUGACCAAUGUGAUAUAGCUGUCAAUUGGGCCGGUGGCCUGCAUCCUGCAUUUUACAUAUGUUUUUAUCAAGAUGUCUCAUAUUUAAUUUAUCCUCUUCUGAACUAUACUUUCAACUUGCAAUAUUUUGUGUGUGUUCCUAUUUUGAAAUGUAAUAUUUUUUAUUUUCAGCGAGUUCUAUAUGUGGACAUUGAUAUCCACCAUGGAGAUGGUGUGGAGGAAGCUUUCUACACUACCGAUAGAGUCAUGACUGUUUCCUUCCAUAAAUUUGGUGAUUAUUUCCCUGGCACGGGGGACUUACGUGAUAUUGGAUACGCAAAGGGAAAAUACUACUCUCUUAAUGUUCCUCUUGAUGAUGGCAUUGAUGAUGAGAGUUAUCAUUUCUUGUUCAAACCUAUAAUUGGUAAAGUGAUGGAAGUUUUUAAGCCUGGUGCAGUGGUUCUCCAAUGUGGUGCAGAUUCUUUAUCUGGAGAUAGAUUGGGAUGUUUCAAUCUUUCAAUUAGGGGACAUGCGGAGUGUGUUAAAUACAUGAGAUCAUUCAAUGUUCCCCUCUUACUACUAGGUGGUGGUGGCUACACCAUUCGGAAUGUUGCUCGUUGCUGGUGCUAUGAGACAGGAGUUGCUCUUGGAAUGGAGGUAGAAGACAAAAUGCCACAGCAUGAGUACUAUGAAUAUUUUGGUCCAGAUUAUACCCUUCAUGUUGCCCCAAGUAAUAUGGAAAACAAGAAUUCCCGUCAUUUAUUGGAAGAAAUUCGAUCUAGGCUACUUGAAAAUCUUUCCAAGCUGCAGCAUGCUCCCAGUGUCCAGUUUCAGGAAAAGCCUCCUGAUUUUGAUGUUGGAGAGGCAGAUGAAGAUCAAGAUAAUGGCGAUGAGAGAUGGGAUCCUGAUUCUGACAUGGACAUUGAUGAUCGAGAGAUUCUUCCGGGCAAAGUGAAAAGAGAAACAGUUGAACCUCCACACAAUGAUCAGGCAUUCCAGGAGGAUCAGAGAAGAACUGCAGAGCAUUUAAGAAGCUCGGAUAAUGCAGCAGACGAAGCAGCAGCUUGCUUGAAGCCUUUGGAUAUCAGUUCCCAGCCAGUUGAUGAAGAUAAUGUGAAAGUUGAACAGGAUCAUGCUGUGAAUGAUUUGGUGAGAGAGAUGACGGAUCUGAAGGGUUAAGCAAAUGGGGUUUUCAACUGACUGAUGAGCUAUGGUGCUGAUUUAAUGAUCGGUUCAUGCAGUCACAUUUCCCAAAAUGUUGGAUCUGUGACGGCCAAUUGGAUUUUCUUAAGUUGUAUACCUCCCUUAUCAUUUUCUUGAGUUGAGGGCAAGGAUUGGAAAUUUAAUUGAUGUUAACACACAGCACUUGGUUUCUUUGUAUUAGAUGUAAACAUAAAAUGGAUGGUGAUGUUCUCAUGGAUAUUUAAACUCUCUCAAGUGUAGUAUCUGUGUUCAAGUUAAUAGGUGAAUUUUUUCUGUGCUCACAUUGUAUACAAAGCUGGGGUAAAAAGAAAACCCAUAACGGAUAUUAGAAAUCAUAUUCCCUAUUAUCUAA